Molecule: messenger RNA, 908 nt
Organism: Pseudoliparis swirei
Lineage: Eukaryota; Metazoa; Chordata; Actinopteri; Perciformes; Liparidae
Gene: exosc4
Product: exosome component 4
Exons: 3
Coding region: 25-762 (245 amino acids)
Biological process (GO): U4 snRNA 3'-end processing; nuclear mRNA surveillance; rRNA catabolic process
Cellular component (GO): nuclear exosome (RNase complex); cytoplasmic exosome (RNase complex); nucleolus
Source: RefSeq, a predicted model, not a curated record
UUCGCACGAAGUUUACGGAAAAACAUGGCGGGCCUGGAGCUGCUGUCGGACCAGGGCUACCGGCUCGAUGGGAGAAAAGCCACCGAGCUGCGGAAGGUUCAGGCCCGCAUGGGUGUGUUCGCUCAGGCCGACGGCUCCGCGUAUCUAGAGCAGGGCAACACGAAGGCGCUGGCGGUGGUCUACGGUCCGCAUGAAGUGCGAGGUUCACGCGGCUGGAUCCGCCACGAUCGAGCCAUGAUCAACUGUCAGUACAGCAUGGCCACGUUCAGCACGGCGGAGAGGAAGAGGAGGCCGCACGGCGACCGCAAGUCCACCGAGAUGAGCCUCCACCUCAAGCAGACGUUCGAAGCCGCGGUGAUGACCCAGCUCUACCCGCGCUCUCAAAUAGACAUCUUUGUCAAGAUCCUGCAGUCAGACGGCGGGAACUACAGCGUGUGCGUGAACGCUGCCACCCUGGCGAUGAUCGACGCCGGCAUCCCCAUGCGGGACUACGUGUGCGCCUGCACGGUCGGGUUCGUGGACGAGACGCCCCUCGCCGACCUUUGCUACGCCGAGGAGGGCGGAGGAGUGAGCUCGCUGGCCUUGGCGCUGCUGCCCCGGAGCGGGCAGAUCGCUCUGCUGCAGAUGGACGCCAGACUCCAUCAGGAUCACCUGGAGCCGCUCAUGGAAGCCGCCAUGACGGCUUGCAAAGGCGUGAGCAAGGUGCUGGACGAGGUGGUGCGGCAACAUCUGCAAGAAGCCGCCGUGCUGUCUGCAGAGUGAACGUCCAGACUGGAGACGUGUUAUUGGACCGGAUGGAGAGGGAAGAUGAGAGGAUCUUGGAGAAAUGUUGUUGUUAUAUGUAUUCAUCGCAGUUAUACCCUUUUUGUACAUUAUGUGUCACGCUAAUAAUAAAUCUGACAACCCUG